CAUGAGCGGGAUAUUUCUGAUCAACAAUCUUCUUUAGUUAACAAGGCGUACAAUACCUUACUGUCUCCAUUAAGCAGAGGAAUAUAUCUGUUAGGUCUUCACGGCAUUACUUUUACAGAAGGGACAGAGGGAGGCAUGGAUGCACCAUUUCUGUUUGAAAUCCUAGAAGUCAAUGAACAACUUAAUGAAACAACUACUGAUGCUGAAAUUGAAGAAAUUGGAAAGGUUGUACAAGAAAAAUGUCAGAUGUUGACUGAAAAUGUCAAAGAUGCCUUUCAGAAAGAUGAUCUUCAAGGUGCCAAAAAGUUCUUGACGAAAAUGAAAUACUAUACGAAUAUUCUUGAACAAGUAAAGAAGAAAAUAAUUCCGUAA
This is a messenger RNA of Staurois parvus, 372 nucleotides long. The record is from the annotation of a GenBank genome assembly. Lineage: Eukaryota; Metazoa; Chordata; Amphibia; Anura; Ranidae.